GUUCAUUCUUCUCGUUGAACCCUGAACAGCAAGAAACAAAACCUCCCUGGUUUUCGCCGGACGUCUGAACAGCAAGAAAUCCGGACGCCGGAAGUCCGAUUCUUUCCGCGGAAAACGAAACUCGAAUGUGCGAAUCAAGAUGGCUAUGGGGAUAGCUUCAAUUUCUAAAACCCUAACAAACGCAUUUCUCUUGAGAGGUUCCCGCCGCAUCAUCUCUUCCUCUUCCCCAUCAUCUUCGUCGCGCUACAGCACUGCUUCUGCUGCGGUUCUUGAUCUUCCGCCCCCUGUAGAGCCGAAUCCCUCUCCUCGACCUCAAGAGCAACCGAGGAGCGGGUCGUCGUGGUCAAGAUGGUUGCUUUUUCUUCCUGGAACGAUUACUUUUGGCCUUGGCACUUGGCAGAUCUUCAGAAGAGAGGAGAAGAUAAAGGUGCUUGAGCAUAGGCAGAGGAGAUUAGCACUGGAACCUAUGAAGUUGAACGAUCCCUCUCCAUCAGAACAACUUGACGCCCUGGAAUUUAGAAGAGUUUCCUGCAAAGGAGUGUUUGAUGAAGAUAGAUCUAUAUUUGUGGGUCCACGUUCAAGAAGUAUUUCGGGAGUGACAGAAAAUGGCUUCUAUGUGGUUACUCCCCUUAUGCCCAUUCCCGGUGACCCAACGAGCGUGAAGUCGCCGAUUCUAGUCAACAGAGGAUGGGUUCCACGCAUUUGGAAAGAAAGAUCUCUAGAAGCUUCACUCAAUACUACUAAACAGUUCCCUGAUGUAUCAGCAGUCCCUAAAACUCAAGAGAGUCAAAGGGGUUCACGGUGGUGGCGGUUCUGGUCAAAGAAGCCACAAGCUAGUGAGGUUCAACCACUUUCCAUGGAUCCUGUAGAAGUAAUUGGCGUGGUACGAGGAAGUGAAAACCCAAGCAUUUUCGUUCCUGAAAAUGAUCCAAGCUCAGGGCAAUGGUUCUAUGUCGACAUUCCUGCAAUUGCUGCCACAUGUGGGCUUCCUGAAAAUGACAUCAUAUAUGUAGAGGACGUCCAUGAGAAUGUUAAUCCGAGUUGCCCAUACCCUGUUCCAAAAGAUGUCACUGCCUUGAUUAGCAGUUCAGUCAUGCCACAAGACCAUCUCAAUUACUCAUUCACAUGGUAUACUCUAUCUGCUGCUGUCACAUUUAUGGCAUUUAAACGGUUAAAGCAAAGACAAACCCGGAGGUAGCUGAGGUUUAGAAGCAAGUAAGAGAUCUGGGCUUUUUUGUGAAGCAACGGACGCCUGUUGUGCAUUGGCAGAACCAGAACUACUAGCAGUGUAUGAAGUUUUUUGUAAUGUGAUGGAAGUUUGCGCACCUGCACCAACUGUAUCAUGCUGCUUCGGCCACGUUCUGAUCGUUAGACAUAGUUUGUCUUAUAUUAGACUGAAUUCUG
This is a messenger RNA of Linum tenue, 1404 nucleotides long. Lineage: Eukaryota; Viridiplantae; Streptophyta; Magnoliopsida; Malpighiales; Linaceae. The record is from the annotation of a GenBank genome assembly.